GGAGCCGGGAGGCGAACUUGGGACCCGCUGGCCUCGCUCGGUGCACGCCUCCCUCCCCGCAUGCAGCCCGCCGAGCGCUCGCGGGUCCCAAGGAUCGACCCGUACGGAUUCGAGCGGCCUGAGGACUUCGACGACGCCGCCUACGAGAAGUUUUUCUCCAGCUACCUGGUCACGCUCACCCGCAGGGCGAUCAAAUGGUCCCGGCUGCUGCAGGGCGGGGGCGUCCCCAGGAGCCGGACAGUGAAGCGCUAUGUCCGGAAAGGGGUCCCGCUGGAGCACCGUGCCCGCGUCUGGAUGGUGCUGAGUGGGGCCCAGGCUCAGAUGGACCAGAAUCCCGGCUACUACCACCAGCUUCUCCAGGGAGAGAGAAACCCCAGGCUGGAGGACGCCAUCAGGACAGGGUGAAUAAUAUUCCACGCAUGGGCAGACUACAUUUUGUUCAUUUAUCCAUCUAUCAGUGGACCUCUGGGCUCUCCUGCUGCACGGCUGUUAUGGGUGGCAUGGCCGUGAGCCUGGACCUGAACCGGACCUUCCCCGACAACGUGAAGUUCCGGAAGACCACGGACCCCUGCUUACAGAGGACCCUGUACAAUGUGCUGCUGGCAUAUGGGCACCAUAACCAGGGAGUGGGCUACUGCCAGGGAAUGAAUUUUAUAGCAGGAUAUCUGAUUCUUAUAACAAAUAAUGAAGAAGAAUCUUUUUGGCUGUUAGAUGCUCUUGUUGGAAGAAUACUACCAGAUUACUACAGCCCGGCCAUGCUGGGCCUGAAGACCGACCAGGAGGUCCUCGGGGAGCUGGUGCGGGUGAAGCUGCCGGCUGUGGGGGCCCUGAUGGAGCGUCUCGGUGUGCUGUGGACGCUGCUGGUGUCCCGCUGGUUCAUCUGCCUGUUUGUGGACAUCUUGCCCGUGGAGACAGUGCUUCGGAUCUGGGACUGUUUGUUUAACGAAGGCUCGAAGAUUAUCUUCCGGGUGGCCCUGACCUUAAUUAAGCAGCACCAGGAGUUGAUUUUGGAAGCCACCAGCGUUCCAGACAUUUGCGAUAAGUUUAAGCAGAUAACCAAAGGGAGUUUCGUGAUGGAGUGUCACACGUUUAUGCAGAAAAUAUUUUCAGAACCUGGAAGCUUAUCCAUGGCCACCGUCGCCAAGCUCCGCGAGAGCUGCAGGGCCCGGCUGCUGGCGCAGGGGUGAGCGUGCCUGUCCCCUGCGUUGCUCGUCUCUACACUGACGAUGCCCCUUUCCAGAGUUGACACUGGACCAACUUUCACUGCUUUCCUUUUUAGUGUUGUAAAUACUUGACAUCGCUACACUUUAGUUGUGAGUUUUUUAAAAGAGCAGUUUAAAAUCAGGUCAUUCUACCAGCUUUUGAUGAUUAGCUAUGAAGUCAUACUUUUUAAAGAAAACUUAUUUUUACCUGAGAGAUCAAUAAUAUAUAAAAUGUGAGUGUGGGUUUGUAUCUAAUAAAGUAUGCCAACACCUG
Molecule: messenger RNA, 1476 nt
Organism: Pan troglodytes (chimpanzee)
Lineage: Eukaryota; Metazoa; Chordata; Mammalia; Primates; Hominidae
Gene: GRTP1
Product: growth hormone regulated TBC protein 1
Exons: 9
Coding region: 195-1187 (330 amino acids)
Biological process (GO): regulation of GTPase activity
Molecular function (GO): GTPase activator activity; small GTPase binding
Source: RefSeq, a predicted model, not a curated record